This is a messenger RNA of Hirundo rustica (Barn swallow), 3047 nucleotides long. RefSeq names its product zinc finger CCHC-type containing 9 (gene ZCCHC9). The record is from RefSeq and is a predicted model, not a curated record. The transcript is spliced from 5 exons. The coding region runs from base 1 to 924 and encodes 307 amino acids. NCBI's taxonomy places the organism in Eukaryota, Metazoa, Chordata, Aves, Passeriformes, Hirundinidae. Gene Ontology annotation, molecular function: nucleic acid binding; zinc ion binding.
AUGACCCGCUGGGCCCGGCGGAGCGCCCCGCCCGGGGCCCGGGCCCUGGCCGCCACCCCCUGGGAGCAGCUGGCGCCGAGCGGGGAGCCGGAGCCGCCACGGGCAGCGAAGGGGAGGAGGAGGAAGAAAGAAUACGAGAACCAGGACGUGAACGGGUUCGCGGCGCACCGCGGGGAGCAGCGGCAGGAGGAGGAGGAGGCGCGGAGGAAGGACAGGCGGCGGGAGAGCAGGAGGCUCAGGAGGCAGGAGAGGAAGAAGAACGCCAUGGUGUGUUUCCACUGCAGAGAACCUGGCCAUGGCGUUGCUGACUGUCCUGCAGUGCUGGAGAGCCAAGACAUGGGGACGGGGAUCUGCUACCGCUGUGGAUCCACGGAGCACGACCUCAGCAAAUGCAGAGCCAAGGUGGAUCCAGCUGCUGGGCCAUUUCCCUAUGCAAAAUGUUUCAUCUGUGGUGAGAUGGGGCAUCUGUCAAGGUCGUGUCCGGAUAAUCCCAAGGGGUUGUACGCUGAAGGUGGAGGCUGCAAACUUUGUGGCUCUGUGGAACACUUCAAAAAAGACUGCCCAGAGAAGCAGAACGCAGGUGACAGUCGGGCGCUGGACCCCUGGCCUGAGCGCAGACCACGAGGACGUCGCGGCCGCGCCGGCGCUGCAGAGACCACAGCCCAAGCGACCCAAAGUUGUCACUUUCUGAAGGCCUCCUGGCUCUCAAACAGUUCUCCUGCGCUGUUGCACUCCAGAGUGGUGACGACAGAGAGUGGAUCCAGGAAAUCAAGCAGGCUGCAGAGGAGCUGUUGGUUUGGUUUUUUUGGUCUCCCCUCAUUUUCCCAGUUUGCCUCCCUAACUUGCCUGGUUCACUGUAAAGCUGGGAACAACAGGAACACAGCAAGUGGCUAUUUUAUUAAAGGAAUUGUGGGUGUUUUUUAAAGGUUCUUGUUGGAUUACGGUUUGGUUUUGCCUUUUCCUUUUAGGAAUAAUGAACUUACUCCUCCGUAUGUUCUAGCUUGUGCAGUGGUGAAGUUAGAGAUCGGCCCUGUGGGCUGCUGAGCUUGGGGUGCAGUUCCUGAUGGUUACAGUUGUUAUUAUCAGCCAUUAACCUCAUUGGUCAUGCACAUUGGGUCACUUGAGUGUGUUCACUAGCAGAAUCAAGCCCUUCCUCUGAAGUCUGUGGUGAAACACACCCCUAAAGAAUUGGAGAACAAGUGAGAAGCUUUCUCAAGUUUAUUUCUUUUUCUCAGUUUAUUUCUUUUUCAAAGAAAAUGCUCAAAAAUCUGCAGUGUUUCCAUGCCUUGGUGAGCUGAGAGUAAAUUUUUGUUUGUAUUGCACCUGCCUGCUUCAUGGCAGACUUACUAUUUUUAAAUGCAGACUGCAGCCUUAUAAAAACUGGUGGAUAUUAAAAAGAAAGAUUAGGAAGCCAACUCCAGAGUUCCUGCAGCCACCAGUGUUACUGGAGAUGUGCAUCCUGACCUCCCCUCACAUGCUUUUCUUGCAGCCAAAAACAAAUACAAAUGAAAUUGUGUGGAGGUAUUUUAUAUUUGUACAGGUAAUUAUUUUUAAUAAAAUGCUGCUAAAGAAUACAGUGGUUAGAUGUCAUAUUUUAGGUUUCUUGGUGCUGCUAUGGAGACUGAGAUAGGGGGUAUACAGUUUGUAUUAAUCAGUGCACAUUUUUAAAUGGGGAAGAGGAGUGGAUGUGAAUGAAACCAAGGUUUAAUUACGGAGUUUUAAUGAACUGUUGGAUAAAAGCUCAAAGCUGUCAGUUUAAUGUGAACAUUUUGGCAACAGACAUUUAACCCAGUUUAAGAAGCAUUUCCCUUUCUGUUUUAUGAAUUAAUUAUAUUGUUCAAAAAGCAUCUUUUUAGGUAAUUUCCCUGCUUCUUGGCUUUGUAUUGUGUUCUUGCCACCUUGAGGAUGUGGACUUGGCCUGUCCUAGUGGUACCAGUGCUGCCCAGUGAGGGCUGGUGCGAGCAGUGGGGUGUGCUGUGGUUGUGCAGCUCCCGAGGAGCUCCUGCAGAGCAAUCUGAGCUGUAACUGCUGCACAAAACCACUCGUUAGAUGCACCCACUGGUAUUUCACAGAGGGAUGCGUGGCUACAGGAAGCUGUUUGGAGAGCACCACACAAGUUGCUGCCCGUAAAGAUGUAAACCUGUUCAUUUACAGUGCCUGGUGCAGGUAGCAUCUGGGCUGGCUCUCCCCGGUGCCUCUGUCCAGAGCCAACAUUAGGGGUCUCUCUUCACUAGCACUGGGAUCUCGGUUUACCUGUGCAGAGCUGCUUGCUGGGAGGGAGCUGGACCCUCCUGAGCUGGGAGGUGGCAAACUUGACCUUGGUGGCUUCCAUGCUCUGGAGGGGGCUGCCCACGCUCCCAGAAUGAGGUGCUGCACUUUGUCCAUGUGAAGGAAAUGCUGAUCCAGAAUCAGAUCUGGAUCUGUGGUCUCUGCUGCUGAGCCAGAGGCCGGGAGCUGUGUCUCUCCCUGCAUUCCUGGUGAAGCACAGCCUGGUGGUGGGGCUCGGCAGGCAGAGCUGUGCCCAAACUGAGCCACAGGCCCGGGGACACCGGAAAGGUGUCACUCCCAGGGCUCCCCUUGGUGCCUCUCCUGCCAUGCUCAUGUGCAGACUGUGCUGGUGGGUUCUGCAACCUGUAAAUCCCUGCGGUAGGCUCUGCUCUGGCUGCAGGGCUAGCUGAAAGUGUGUUCAGCAGCAACUGUGCCAGCCCUGAGAACUCUCACCCUGGCAGUGGUGACACUGUGCGGUGACAUCGAGUGGCAGUGCUGCAGCUCACAUGCUUUGCUCCCCUCACCCCCAGGUCCUCCAGAGUCCCCGUGCUGAUGAGCACGCUCGUUGCUCUCGACAGGCCUCUCUGAGCUCGAACAGGAGCAGCAAACAAAGCAAACACAUCACAGCACAGCCCCUGGAGCCAUCCCCGUGUUUGUUGGUGAGGAGUGGAUCCAGGGGUUGCUGUUGUGCGUUUGCUCCAGCCUGGCACAGCUGGCACAGAGGCUGCAGCUCAGAGCUUCCCUGCAGAACCCACCAGCACUGCAGGGCAGCCUUUUGC